Messenger RNA from Cavia porcellus (domestic guinea pig), 24528 nucleotides. RefSeq names its product dystonin (gene Dst). Lineage: Eukaryota; Metazoa; Chordata; Mammalia; Rodentia; Caviidae. The record is from RefSeq and is a predicted model, not a curated record. The transcript is spliced from 104 exons. Gene Ontology annotation, biological process: skin development; wound healing; cell-cell adhesion. Gene Ontology annotation, cellular component: intercalated disc; cytoskeleton; intermediate filament. The coding region runs from base 103 to 23517 and encodes 7804 amino acids. Gene Ontology annotation, molecular function: calcium ion binding; microtubule binding; structural molecule activity.
GCCGGGCGCGGGGCCGCGAGCGCCAGGCAGGACGCCCUGAGCCCCGCUGCGCCCCGCUGGGGCCUGAGCCCGCCGCCGCGCCUCCCGCGCCUCGCCCGCACCAUGAUCGCCGCCGCUUUCCUCGUGCUACUGAGACCCUACAGCAUCCAGUGCGCCCUCUUUCUCUUGCUGCUCCUGCUGGGCACCAUCGCCACCAUCAUCUUCUUCUGCUGCUGGCACCGCAGGCUCCAGAAAGGGAGGCAUCCAAUGAGAUCGGUCUUCUCGGGGCGCUCGAGGAGCCGAGAUGCUGUCCUGAGAUCGCACCACUUUCGUUCUGAGGGAUUCAGAGCCAGCCCUCGGCAUCUCAGGAGACGAGUCACAGCAGCCGCAGCUGCCCGCCUGGAGGAAGUGAAGCCUGUGGUGGAGCCACACCAUCAGAGUGAGCAGGAGGCUUCUGGGAGGAAGCGGAGGAUCAAGAAAAGCAGCCGUGUCCAGCCUGAGUUUUAUCACUCUGUUCAAGGAGCUUCAGCCAGAAGGCCUAGUUCUGGGAACGCAUCCUAUCGCUGCUCCAUGUCUUCCUCUGCGGAUUUUUCUGAUGAGGAUGAUUUCAGCCAGAAAUCUGGCUCAGCAUCUCCAGCUCCUGGAGACACCCUGCCUUGGAAUUUGCCUAAACAUGAGCGAUCCAAAAGAAAGAUUCAGGGGGGCUCUGUGCUGGACCCUGCCGAGAGGGCGGUGCUCAGGAUAGCAGAUGAACGGGACAAAGUUCAAAAGAAAACAUUUACAAAAUGGAUAAAUCAGCAUCUCAUGAAGGUUCGAAAACAUGUGAACGAUCUCUAUGAAGACUUAAGGGACGGACACAAUUUGAUCUCUCUCUUAGAGGUUCUCUCGGGAGAUACCUUGCCAAGGGAGCGAGAUUUUUUGAAGACCUUACGAUUGGUGAGUUCAACAGACGCAUGCGCAUAUGAACAGCAUGAGGAUGUGGAGGAUGAGGAUAAGGGGCCCAGAGAGAAAGGUCGGAUGCGUUUUCACAGACUACAGAAUGUACAAAUUGCACUGGACUAUUUGAAAAGACGCCAGGUGAAAUUAGUGAAUAUUAGAAAUGAUGAUAUAACAGAUGGAAAUCCUAAAUUAACUUUGGGACUAAUAUGGACAAUAAUUUUGCACUUUCAGAUAUCUGACAUCCACGUCACUGGAGAGUCAGAAGACAUGUCUGCAAAAGAGAGACUGCUACUGUGGACACAGCAGGCCACUGAGGGCUAUGCUGGAGUGCGGUGUGAGAACUUCACUACCUGCUGGAGAGAUGGAAAACUCUUUAACGCCAUCAUCCAUAAAUACAGGCCGGACCUGAUAGACAUGAAUACUGUUGCUGUUCAAAGCAACCUUGCAAAUUUAGAGCACGCUUUUUAUGUAGCAGAAAAAAUUGGUGUUAUAAGACUUCUGGACCCCGAAGAUGUCGAUGUCUCUUCACCUGAUGAAAAAUCAGUUAUAACUUAUGUGUCAUCUCUCUAUGAUGCAUUUCCCAAAGUCCCUGAGGGUGGCGAAGGCAUUGGCGCAAAUGAUGUUGAAGUCAAGUGGAUUGAAUACCAGAAUAUGGUGAACUACCUCAUCCAGUGGAUUAGACAUCAUGUGACUACAAUGUCUGAGAGAACAUUUCCUACUAAUCCUAUAGAAAUAAAGGCACUUUAUAAUCAGUAUUUACAGUUUAAAGAAACAGAAAUUCCACCAAAAGAGACAGAGAAAUCAAAAAUUAAACGUCUCUAUAAAUUAUUAGAGAAUUGGAUAGAAUUUGGGCGCAUCAAACUGCUCCAAGGUUACCAUCCAAAUGACAUCGAGAAGGAGUGGGGGAAGCUCAUCGUCGCCAUGCUGGAGCGGGACAAGGCGCUUCGUCCUGAAGUGGAGAGGUUGGAAAUGCUACAGCAGAUUGCCAGCCGCGUCCAGAGGGACACUGUAGUCUGUGAAGACAAACUGAUGCUCGCCCGAAGUGCACUUCAGUCUGAUUCCAAAAGAUUAGAAUCGGGGGUGCAGUUUCAGAAUGAAGCAGAAAUUGCUGAGUACAUACUUGAAUGUGAGAACCUUUUACGCCAGCAUGUCAUUGAUGUACAAAUUCUUAUUGAUGGGAAAUACUAUCAGGCAGAUCAGCUGGUUCAGAGGGUUGCAAAACUGCGUGAUGACAUUAUGGCCUUAAGGAAUGAGUGUUCCUCUGUGUAUAGCAAAGGUCGCAUGCUGACAGCAGAGCAGACGAAGCUCAUGAUAUCAGGAAUUUCUCAAAGUUUGAACUCAGGGUUUGCACAGACCUUAACCCCCACUCUGAACUCAGGACUGACCGCAAGUGUAACGCAUUCCCUGACCUCUUCUGGUGUGACCUCUGGCCUGUCAUCUGGAUUGACUUCCCAUCUGACUCCAUCUGUCACUCCGGCUUAUACACCUGGCUUCCCAUCAGGAUUCAUUCCAAACUUCAGUCCAGGGGGAGACCCAAGUUCUCUGCAGUCUCUGAAACUGAUGCAGAUCCGGAAACCCCUUCUAAAGUCGUCUUUGCUGGAUCAGAAUUUGACAGAAGAGGAAGUCAACAUGAAAUUUGUUCAGGAUCUUUUGAAUUGGGUUGAUGAGAUGCAGGUGCAGCUUGAUCAUACUGAAUGGGGCUCAGAUUUACCAAGUGUUGAAAGCCAUUUAGAAAAUCAUAAAAAUGUUCACAGAGCUAUAGAAGAAUUUGAAUCUAGCCUUAAAGAAGCUAAAAUCAGUGAGAUUCAAAUGACAGCACCUCUUAAGCUAACUUAUACAGAAAAGUUGCACAGAUUGGAGAGCCAAUAUGCAAAACUUCUGAGCACAUCUAGGAAUCAGGAACGGCACCUUGACACACUCCACAAUUUUGUAAGUCGUGCAACUAAUGAACUUAUUUGGUUGAAUGAAAAAGAAGAGGAGGAAGUAGCUUAUGACUGGAGUGAGAGAAAUACACAUAUAGCCCGGAAAAAAGAUUACCAUGCUGAAUUAAUGCGAGAACUUGAACAAAAAGAAGAAAAUAUCAAAUCAGUUCAAGAGAUAGCAGAGCAGCUUCUUCUAGAAAAUCACCCUGCCCGUUUAACUAUUGAGGCCUACAAAGCAGCAAUGCAGACACAGUGGAGCUGGGUCCUACAACUCUGCCAGUGUGUGGAACAGCACAUAAAGGAGAACACUGCGUAUUUGGAGUUUUUCAGUGAUGCCAAAGAAGCUACUGAUUAUCUAAAAAAUCUAAAAGAUGCCAUUCAACGGAAGUACAGCUGUGACAGAUCGAGCAGCAUUCAUAAGCUGGAAGACCUUGUCCAGGAAUCAAUGGAGGAGAAAGAAGAACUCCUGCAGUACAAGAGCACAGUGGCAAGCCUGAUGGGGAGAGCAAAAACCAUAAUCCAGCUCAAGCCAAGGAACCCUGACUAUCCACUCAAAACCUCUAUCCCCAUCAUGGCUAUCUGUGACUACAGACAAAUUGAGAUAACCAUUUACAAAGAUGAUGAAUGUGUUUUGGCAAACAACUCUCACCGUGCUAAGUGGAAGGUCAUUAGUCCUACUGGGAAUGAGGCUAUGGUUCCCUCUGUGUGCUUCACUGUUCCUCCACCAAACAAAGAGGCAGUUGACUUCGCGAAUAGAAUUGAGCAGCAGUAUCAGAAUGUCCUCGCUCUUUGGCAUGAAUCUCACAUAAACAUGAAGAGUGUAGUGUCCUGGCAUAAUCUCAUCAAUGAAAUUGAUGGUGUUCGAGCUAGCAACGUGGCUUCAAUAAAGACAAUGUUGCCUGGUGAGCACCAGCAAGUUCUGAGUAAUCUACAGUCCCGUUUUGAAGAUUUUCUGGAAGAUAGCCAGGAAUCUCAAGUGUUUUCAGGCUCAGACAUAACACAACUGGAAAAAGAAGUUAAUGUAUGUAAGCAGUAUUAUCAAGAACUUCUUAAAUCUGCAGAAAGAGAGGAGCAAGAGGAAUCCAUUUAUAAUCUAUACAUUUCUGAAGUUAGGAACAUUAGACUUCGGUUAGAGAACUGUGAAGAUCGGUUGAUUAGACAGAUCCGAACUCCUCUGGAAAGAGAUGAUUUGCAUGAAAGUGUGUUCAGAAUCACAGAACAAGAGAAACUAAAGAAAGAGCUGGAACAACUUAAAGAUGAUUUGGGAUCAAUCACAAAUAAGUGUGAAGAGUUCUUCAGCCAGGCAGCAGCUUCUCCGUCCAUGCCCACCCUGCGAUCUGAGCUCAGCACGGUGGUUCAGAACAUGAACCACAUCUACUCCAUGUCCUCUACGUGCAUAGAGAAGUUGAAAACAGUCAAUUUGGUAUUAAAAAACACUCAAGCUGCAGAAGCCCUUGUUAAACUCUAUGAAACCAAACUGUGUGAAGAAGAAGCAGUUAUAGCUGACAAGAAUAAUAUUGAGAACUUAAUAAGUACUUUAAAGCAAUGGCGAUCUGAAGUAGAUGCAAAGCGGGAGGUGUUCCAUGCGCUGGAGGAUGAGCUGCAGAAAGCAAAAGCCAUCAGUGAUGAAAUGUUUAAAAUGUAUAAAGAACGAGACCUUGACUUUGACUGGCACAAAGAAAAAGCAGAUCAGUUAGUUGAAAGAUGGCAAAACGUCCACAUGCAGAUUGACAACAGGUUACGAGAAUUAGAGAGCAUUGGGAAAUCCCUGAAGUACUACAGAGAUACCUAUCAUCCUUUAGACGACUGGAUCCAGCAGGUCGAAACUACUCAGAGAAAGAUUCAGGAGAAUCAGCCUGAAAACAGCAAGGCUUUAGCCACACAGUUGAAUCAGCAGAAGAUGCUGGUGUCUGAAAUAGAAAUGAAACAGAACAAAAUGGAUGAAUGUCAAAAAUAUGCUGAACAGUACUCGGCAGCAGUAAAGGACUAUGAAUUGCAAACAAUGACCUACCGGGCCAUGGUCGAUUCACAGCAGAAAUCUCCAGUGAAGCGCCGAAGAAUGCAGAGCUCGGCAGAUGUCAUUAUUCAGGAGUUCAUGGACCUGCGUUCACGGUACACUGCUCUGGUCACACUCAUGACACAAUACAUUAAAUUUGCCAGUGAUUCAUUAAAAAGACUGGAAGAGGAGGAGAAAUUACUGGAAGAAGAAAAGAAAGAGCAUGUUGAAAAAGCCAAAGAAUUGCAGAAAUGGGUAUCAAAUAUCACCAAGACAUUAGAUGGCGCAAAAGCUGGAAAGUCUCCCUUCUCUAGGCAAAAGAUUUCCAGUGAGGAAUUAUCAAUCAAGAAGGAACAGUUAUCUGAAGCACUUCAGACCAUGCAGCUGUUUUUGGCUAAACAUGGAGACAAAAUGACAGACGAAGAAAGAAAUGAAUUAGAAAAACAAGUGAAAACUCUUCAAGAAGGGUAUAAUUUAUUAUUUAGUGAAUGUCUGAAACAACUGGAAGAAUCACAAACCUCAGGAGAUACAAAUGUAGAGGAGAAGCUGGAUAAAGUGAUUGCAGGCACCAUCGAUCAGACAACUGGAGAAGUCCUUUCAGUCUUUCAGGCAGUUUUAAAAGGCCUUAUUGACUAUGACACAGGAAUCAGGUUGCUUGAGACACAACUGCUGAUUUCUGGUCUAAUUUCACCAGAAUUAGGAAAGUGUUUUGACCUCAAAGAUGCCAAAAGUCAUGGCCUUAUUGAUGAACAAAUUCUGUGCCAACUCAAAGAACUGAAUAAAGCUAAGGAGAUUAUUUCUGUUUCAUCAUCUAACAAAAUUCCUGUGCUAGAUGCUUUGGAUCAAGGCUUGAUAUCAGAGUCCAUGGCCAUUAAAGUUCUUGAGAUCCUAUUUUCCACCGGUUUUCUAGUUAUCCCAGCCACUGGAGAACACUUGACCCUGCAGAAGGCUUUCCAGCAGAAUUUGGUUUCAUCGGCAUUAUUUUCUAAAGUCCUGGAAAGGCAAAAUAUGUGCAAAGAUCUUAUUGACCCCUUUACCUCUGAGAAGGUGUCUUUAACAGAUAUGGUGCAAAGAAGCAUUUUACAAGAAAAUACUGGGAUGUGGCUUCUCCCUGUGAGACCACAGGAGGGGGGUCGGAUAACAUUAAAAUGUGGACGAAGCAUAAGCAUUCUGAGAGCCGCUCACGAAGGCCUCAUAGACCGUGAGACCAUGUUUCGGUUGUUGGGCGCACAGCUUCUGUCUGGUGGUCUGAUCGAGUGUACUUCUGGUCACAAGCUGACUGUGGAAGAAGCGUUAGCUGAGGGGGUGAUUGAUGGAAACACCGCCCACGGUAUCCUCACGCAUCAGGUCCAGACAGGUGGGAUCAUCUGCUCCAACCCUGCUAAACGCCUGACCAUGGAUGAAGCAGUCCAGUGCAACUUAAUCACUUCCAGCAGUGCUCUUUUGAUCCUGGAGGCUCAGCGAGGCUAUGUUGGCCUCAUUUGGCCCCACUCUGGUGAAAUAUUCCCCACAUCAUCCUCUUUGCAGCAAAAGUUAAUUACAAAUGAAUUGGCCCACAAAAUUCUGAAUGGCAGGCAGAAAAUAGCUGCUCUGUAUAUUCCAGAAAGUUCUCAAGUCAUUGGUUUGGAUGUUGCUGAGCAGAUAGGAAUUAUAGAUAACAACACAGCAUUGAUUUUAAAAAAUAUAGUACUGCCAGAUAAAAUGCCAGAUUUAGGAGAUUUAGAAGCAUGUAAAAAUACCAGAAGAUGGCUCUCUUUUUGUAAAUUCCAACCAUCAACAGUUCAUGAUUACAGACAAGAAGAAGAUAGUUUUGAAGGAGAAGAGCCAGGGGCAGCUCAAAGCUCAGAACAGACUAAGAAAUUAUUCUUAUCUUACUUGAUGGUCAAUAGCUAUAUGGAUGCAAACACAGGGCAGAGGCUUCUGCUAUAUGAUGAAGGCUUGGAGGAGGCUAUAGGUAUGCUCCUGGAUAGCUGCAGUGCUGAGUUUGGUGAGGAUGCAGCUGUGAAAGAUAGUCUGGAUGUCAUUGGCGUCCCUGGUCUGUUUCUUCAUAGUGCUGCUAGUAAGGGAAAGACUGAAUGUAUGGCUUCAUCAGCUAAUUCUGAUAAAAGUCAUUGCAGAGAAUCUGGACAUGGAGAGACUUGUGAAGAUCAAAAGGAUGUCCCAAUUGAAAAGCGUAAUGGUAAAGUGGGAAAUAAUGCUAUCAGUAGUGAAUUUUAUCAGUCAGAAAACCUGAUAGUAACUGAUGAGGAAGUUAACACUUCAUUCAGUAUGUGUAUUCCCAGUCCUGUGCCCUGUGUAAAACAGACAGAACCCAAAGAGGCUAGCACACUUGGACAUGACUCUGAAAACAGACUUAAAAAUUGUGAAAAUCAAAGUCAGCCUGAAACAAAUGAGCAUGCAGAUGAAUGUAGUCAUUCUAAAAACAUUCAAAACUUUGCAAAUGAUUUGAUAUCAAGGCCUGUUGUAAAAUCAGAAACUGAUAGGUUCUGUGAUGUGACUGAAACAAAGAAUGAGGAUAACAUAAAACAGGAUUCAUGCAGCUUUGAUUACUCCCCUAGGCUAAGUACCUUACUACGUCAUGAUAGACUGAGGCAUAGUCAGAAAAGUUUUAAUGAUGUGUGCUCCCUAGAGAAUGAUGGAAAUCCGUGUGAAGCCUCUUCAUUGUCAUUAAGUGACCAAAACAUGUUACCAAAUCAAAGAAUGGGAGAAAAUUUUCAAGAUCAGUUUCUCGGAAUUGCAGCUAUUAACAUCACUUUACAGGGAGAAACCAGUGUAAUGAAAUCUUUAAAUAGUGCCUGUAGUCCUCCUCAAAUACAAUCUUGCAGUGAUGAAUACGUUUCAGACACUUUGACUGAGAAUGAAGAAAUGCAUACUGCUUCUCAGUGGACACCUGCAGGCAAGCAAAAUGAAUCUGAAACAGAAGACUUCUCCUGUGCCAACAGCACCAAUACAUCUUGGAUCUGUGGUAGCCCUGUCCUUCAAAAAGCCAUCAGUGCUUGCGACUAUGAGACAUCACCUCUGGAUGAUCAGCAGAGUGACACAGAAACAGAUACCAAUAGCGAUAAUGAUUUUUAUGAUACUCUCUUGUUUGAAGAUGAUGACCAUGAUUCUCUGCUUCUCGAAGGUAAUAUCCAGGAUUGUCUGCAGCCUGAGGAGUAUGACACCCUACAAGAGGAAAAUGAAGGAAUGGUUUCUCCAGUGGAUGUUUUCUAUGAUAUUUCAAAAGGAAAUGAAAGUCCUGAAGUUCCCUGGGGAGGACUAGUUGGCAACUUCAGUCUGAGAAAUGAAUCACAAUGUCUUGAAGGUUUUCUCAUAGGGACUGAGAAAGCUGAGUUAGAUGCUAGUAACAGAAAACAUUUAAGUUCAUUUGGUUCAGAGAAGGUGAAUGAAUGGGCAGUGGGAACCUCAUCAGAAAGGAAACACACAGAUGACCUUGAAGGUGGUAUGUCUGACUCACUGACUAAUUAUGAAAUUGUAGGAAGGGAAGGGAGUUCUGGUGAUUCAUUAGAAUUUGAUGACACUGGUAGUUGGAGAAGAAAAGAGUAUAUAACUGGCCAGCCUGAUAUUAACCAUUUUGAUUCUAUGCAAAAUGAGGAAAGUUAUAGGGACUAUAUGUGUGACAGUAGUGAUCAAGAUGAUGAUGAUGACAAUGGUGCUGCUAAUGGUGAUGCUGGAGGAGAAGCAGUGGGAAAUGAUAAUGGAAAGUCUGAAGAUAACCAGUUGUGUGUCAUUGCUGUAAAGAAAAAUAAUGAUAAAAAUCAAAGUAUUAAAAUGCUUGUUUCAGAUAAAAUGCAUAAUUAUAGUUCUCUAGAAAGACAGCAAAGUGUAAGUGUUUUACAGUUAGAAUCUAUUAGUAAGAGCAACUUAGUUACUGACAGAAACCAUCUUCAGGAACACACAACUGGGGUUGUUCAACAAAGUGAAGAAAAUAUGUUGACUCAUGAGACAGUACUUAGAGGUACAUUGUUGCCUAACACUGAAGACAGUGAAUCAGGAACAGUCUUUGGUCCUGAAGUUAUUUUACAUAACAGUGUUGGUUCAACUUCUGAAUUAGACAUUGAUCUAAUAAACACAAAGAUAAAGAUGAUUCAAGGGCCUGAAUCUGUCAGUCUUGAGAAUGUGGCAACCAAAAUCAACCCAUCUUUUGACAAAGCCAUUGGUGCUCAGCCUGUGGUAAAAGGGAAACCUACAGACAACCAAUUGUUAUUCACUGCCUCUAUGACUGCCAGAGAUGACCAGGGACCUGGAAGAGGCCAAGGGAAAGCUGGCACAGUCAGUGUACUAACAGAAGGUUCUGGGUCUGCCCAGAAAAUGUGCUUAGGUGAAGAAGUGCUUAUAGAAGAUCCAGAAGAAGAAAAUAAAUAUCUCAAACAUCCACUUAAUAAGAGUACAAAGGAGAGCCUCAAUUUAAUCAAAAGUCAGUGUCCAUUUCCUCAGAUCAUGAACAGUGAAGAUGGUGAUCAUAGAGGAAGCCCUGAGAAGGCAACUGGGGCUCUUAAAGAGGAACCAAAAGCUGCACAAACAGUGAGUAGUAGAAGUCCUGUUCAAUUUGAGGAUCUUGAAGAAAUAUUUCAGAUGUCGGUUUCCAAGGUGAUCAAUGAUGAUGCUACUUCAGACGUUGUAUUACUUGAAGGGAACGCCACCACUGUGAAAGAGUCAUUCACCAGCAGACCUGGGAAUGAGCGUGAUCUGCUUGCUUUCCUAAAACACAAUGCUAAAGGUAUAAAAGCAAAAGAUGUGCUGAAACCCAAUGAAGACACCCCCAGCCGUGUUUUAAUAGCUGAUUCUCCUAGGAGAGAAGAUUUACAGUUAGGAGAAAAUAAUGCAAAAGAGAAUUUGGUUCCUACACAAGAAUGCUGGCCUCUAAAUAAGAUACUGCAGCAUAAUGAUGUUAUUAUUAAAGAAAGUGUCUCAGAAGGAGGAACAAAAAUUGAUCACUGCACAGCAGAAAACAGUGAAAUCGUACUUCCAAGCUUGACCCUUAAAGAUGUGGAAGACAUUGGGGUAAAAACUGAUCAUAUGAAAUCAGAAGUGUGUGUAAAUGAAAUAAAGAAUGAUAAUUCUGCCAAUACUUUAGAUACUGAAUACUCAUUCUUAAAAAUUGACCAUGAGAAAGAAGGAAUUGAGAAACAGCCUCUAAAACAACAAAAUUUGUCUCUAGAACACCAAGAAAAGGUGACACAGAUUGUGGAACUAUCUCAGGUGUUUGUGAGGAACAUAAAGGAUAUCUUAAAAAACAAAUUGAAAAAUAAUUUGAAUCCUCAAGAGGUGGCUGACCCUUCCGCUUAUGUAGACCCUGAAACUUCAAUUAUAAACUUAAUUAAACAGAUUAGCUCCUCACAGUUGAUAAGUGAAACAUCUAAUGUGUCCUUCAACUCUUCAAUCAGUGACGGCCCUGGAGUUCCCCCUGUGAAUGACUCCGCAGAGCUCAGGACAGAGAGUAGAGAUGACCUUUCCUGUAUCACAGAUAUUAACUCUGAGCAUCUCCUUGAUAUACUGAACCCAAAUCCACAUAGCCCAAGAAUUACAGGAGUGUUCAAUUUGAUGAGAGAGUUAACUAAGCUGCAAUAUGAUCUAGAGCAAAGAGGUAUUUCAUCUAAAGUACCUCUAGUGAAACUUGAAAAGGCUUUCUAUAAGCUGCUUACUGACAGGUAUUCAGAAAAAGGAGAACAAGUUAGAGAUCUGAGUCAGAAACUGUGUACCACUCCUGAGAUAGUGGAUGAAAAGCCACACAUUGUCAGUGAUCAUAAAAGCAAAGAAGGAAACCACAGUUCUCCUAAUUUACAAACCAUGAAAGAAAGGCAACUGGAAAGCCCUGUUGGGUGUGGAUUGGAAUUGCCAAGAGAUAAGAGACCUGAAGACCUGUGCAGUGACUUCCUGAAUCAUUUGGCAUGUGUUGCUGGAUCAAAAGAAAUGACUUAUGGAGAUUCCCCAGGGGAAAAAUUUUCCAGUGAAUUGCAGCAGUGUUCACAGCACACUGAAAAAAUGCAUGAGUAUUUAGCUUUCCUUCAAGAUAUGAAGCCUCCUAUAGACAACCAAGAGUCUGUUGGUAACAGUCUGGAAGCUUUGAGGAAUCAACUUAAACAGUUAGAGAUCUUUGAUUUGAGACUGUCGCCAAUUGCUGUGAUUUUAAAAAAGGAUAUAAAAUUGGCAGAAGAUUUCUCAAAGUCUCUUCCCAGUGACUUUCCUAGAAGCUAUCUUGAAGAAUUGAAUAUGAGCCACCAGAGUUUGCAGACUGCCUUCUCUUCCCUGAGCAGUGUGUUUUCAGAAAAAAUGAAACAGAUCAUGCUUGCCAUUGACUCUGAAAUGUCCAAACUAGAGGUUUCCUGCGAAGAGUUUCUGCAUAAACUUACGUCAUUCUCCGAAUGGAUAUCAGAAAGGAGCAGAUCUGUGAAGGAUACUGAGGCUCUGAAGGCUGAAGAUACUGAACAUGUGAAGAAAAAUUUGGAGUUUCUCAAGACUGUGUUAAAAGACCUGGGGCAUACCAAAAUGCAGCUGGAGAUGACUGCCUUUGAUGUGCAGUUCUUCAUUUCUGAAUAUGCACAAGAUCUGUCUCCCAACCAAAGCAGACAACUGCUGCGGCUCUUAAACGCAACUCAGAAGUCUUUUCUUGAUGUGCAGGAAUCAGUAACUAUGCAGGUGGAACGUUUAGAGAUGCAGUUACAGCUAGAACGAGAUCUUGAUGAUCAGAAGACUGUGGCAGAACGUCAGCAGGAGUACAAAGAGAAACUCCAAGGGAUAUGCGAUCUUCUCACCCAAACCGAAAACCGCCUCAUUGGUCACCAGGAAGCCUUUGUGAUUGGAGAUGGCACAGCUGAGUUGAAGAAGUUCAGGACUGAGCAGGAGGAAUUACAGAAAGACAUGCAAAGAAGUACACAAGCAUUGGAAGAAGUAGUAAGAAACACAGAGAACUUCUUAAAAGAGAAUGGUGAAAAGCUGUCACAGGACGAUAAGGCUUUGAUUGAAAAGAAACUUAGUGAAGCGAAAAUAAAGUGUGAACAGCUUAACUUGAAGACAGAACAGUCCAAAAAAGAGCUGGAUAAAGUUGUGAAGACGGCUAUCAAGGAGGAAACAGAAAAGGUUGCAGCCGAGAAGCAGCUAGAAGAGAGCAAAACCAAGAUAGAAAACCUUCUGGACUGGUUGUCAAAUAUCAACAAUGACUCAGAGCGGGCAGGGACAGAACACAAACAGCUCAUUGAGCAGAAUGGGACCCACUUUGAUGAAGGCGAUGGCAGGCUGGAAACUGGAGAAGAGGAUGAUGAGAACGGCAACUUGUCAGCCGUUGAUGUUAGUGAGCGCGAUGGAGGCCCUGAGGACAAUCUCAAUCAGCAAUACCAGAAGAUUAAGGCCCAGCAUGAGAAGAUCAUUUCUCAGCACCAGGCGGUCAUCAUAGCCACGCAGUCCGCACAGUCCUUGCUCGAGAAGCAGGGCCACUAUCUCUCUCCUGAGGAGAAAGAAAAACUGCAGAAGAACAUGAAGGAGCUGAAAGCACACUAUGAAACCACACUGGCCGAGUCAGAGAAGAAAAUGAAGUUAACACACACCCUGCAAGAGGAAUUUGAGAAGUUCGAUGCUGACUAUGGCGAGUUUGAGCACUGGCUGCAGCAAUCUGAGCAGGAGCUUGAGAACCUGGCAGUGGGUGUGGACAACCUCGGUGGCCUACUGAGCAUGCUGAGCAGGCAGAAGAGCUUCUCAGAGGAUGUUAUUUCUCACAAAGGUGACUUGCGGUACAUCACCAUCUCUGGAAACAGGGUGUUAGAAGCUGCCAAGUUAUGCAGUAAGAGAGAGGGCAGCAAGGCUCCCGAGGCUGAUGUGGACACUUCCGCCACCCACAGAGAAGUCCAGAACAAGCUCAGUCAUGCCACCGAUCGGUUUAGGUCUCUCUACUCCAAGUGUAACGUUUUUGGAAAUAAUCUGAAAGACCUGGUGGAUAAAUACCAACACUACGAGGAUGCAUCCUGCACACUUCUGUCUGCACUGCAGGCUGCAGAGUCCUUGGCCAGCAAACACUUACUGGAACCCAUUGCUGUGGACCCACAGAAUCUGCAGAGGCAGUUAGAAGAGACCAAGGCUCUGCAAGGACAGAUAUCAAGUCAGCAGCUUGCUGUCGAGAAACUGAAAAAAGCAGCGGAAGUGCUUUUAGAUGCCAGGGGGUCCUUAUUUUCAGCCAAAAAAGAUAUCCAGAAAACACUGGAUGACAUUGUUGGGAGAUACGAUGAUCUGUCCAAGUCUGUUCAUGAACGACAUGAAAAGCUCCAGAUAACCCUGACACGCUCCCUGAGUGUGCAGGAUGGCCUGGACGAGAUGCUGAACUGGCUGGGUGGUGUGGAGAGCUCUCUGAAGGAGCAGGGGCAGGUGCCCUUAAACUCCGCUGCGCUCCAGGAUCUCAUCAGCAAAAACAUUAUGUUGGAACAGGACAUUGCAGGUCGUCAGAGCAGUGUAAACGCCAUUAAUGAAAAAGUGAAGAAAUUUAUAGAAAGAGCAGACCCAUCCACUGCUUCCUCACUACAGGCUAGAAUGAAGGAGCUGUCUGUACGGUUUUCAGAAGCCAGUCAGAAACACAGGGAAAAACUGGCCAAAAUGGAGGAGCUGAAAACCAAAGUGGAACUGUUUGAAAGCCUCUCAGAAAAACUCCAGACCUUUUUAGAAACAAAAACUCAGGCUCUCACAGAGGCAGACGUGCCAGGAAAAGAUGUCACUGAAUUGUCUCAGUAUAUGCAGGAAUCAACUUCUGAAUUCUUAGAACGCAAGGAAGAUCUUGAUGCUUUACAUAAUCUCUUGAAAGACAUAUCCAGCCAUGGCUUACCAGGUGAUAAGGCUCUGGUUUUUGAAAAAACAAAUAAUUUGUCUAAGAAAUUCAAAGAAAUGGAGGAUACCAUCAAAGAAAAAAAAGAAGCUGCAACAUCUUGUCAGGAACAACUGGAAGCUUUCCAAAUCCUUGUUAAAUCCCUAAAAUCGUGGAUAAAAGAAACGACAGAGCAGGUUCCCAUUUUGGAGCCCUCCUUUGGUGCAGAAGAUCUAGGAAAAUCUCUGGCAGAAACCAAGAAAUUACAAGAAAAGUGGAGUUUAAAAACACCAGAGAUUCAGAAAGUGAACAGCAACGGCAUCUCACUAUGUAACCUCAUCAGCGCGGUGACCACGCCCGCGAGAGCAAUUGCAGCAGUGAAAUCAGGUGGAGUAAUGUUAAAUGGUAAAGGAACAGACAUAAAUACACAGGACUUUUUGACAAAUAAAGGUUUAACAUCUGUUCAAAAGGACAUGACUGACAUAAGUCAUAGUUAUGAAGAUCUUGGCCUGUUACUCAAGGACAAAAUAGCUGAGUUGAAUACUAAGCUCUUCAAAUUGCAGAAGGCUCAGGAAGAAUCAAGUUCAAUGAUGCAGUGGUUAGAGAAAAUGAACAAGACUGCAGCAAAAUGGCACCAAACGCCAACCCCUGCUGACACUGAAGCUGUGAAGACUCAGUUUGAGCAGAAUAAGUCAUUUGAGGCGGAACUGAAACAAAAUGUAAACAAAGUGCAGGAGUUGAAGGAUAAACUGACAGAGCUGUUGGAGGAGAACCCAGAUAUUCCCGAGGCCCAGAAAUGGAACCAGAUACUGAAAGAAAUAGAUGCUAAGUGGCAAGAGCUCAACCAAUUAACGGUUGACAGACAACAAAAGCUGGAAGAGUCCUCCAAUAAUCUCACUCAAUUCCAGACUGUAAAAGCUCAGUUAAAACAGUGGCUUGUGGAAAAAGAACUGAUGGUUAGUGUGCUUGGGCCCUUGUCCAUCGACCCAAAUAUGCUGAACACACAGAAGCAACAGGUGCAGAUUCUGUUACAAGAAUUUGACACCCGGAGACCUCAGUAUGAGCAGCUCAGGGCAGCCGGCCAGGGUAUGUUGAGCAGGCCUGGGGAAGAGCCUACCCUGCAUGGAGUAGUAAAGGAGCAGCUGGCAGCUGUGACCCAGAAGUGGGACAGCCUCACGGGACAACUCAGUGACAGAUGUGACCGGAUCAACCAAGGCAUCGUGCAGAGCAUGCAGUACCAGAGCCUGCUGAGAAGCCUCUCGGAGCGGCUGAAUGAGCUGGAGAAGCGGCUCAGCGACAGCCUGACUGCGAGUACCCCAGCGGAUGCUGUAACCCAGCAGCUGGAAAUAGCCUGGAGGCUGAAGCAGGAAGUCGAGCAGGAAGCACCACAGAUAAAAGCGGCUCAGGCACUGUGUGCAGGCCUGUCCACACUGGUCAGGGAGGAAUACCUGAAAGCAGAACUCAGUAGGCAGCUGGACAGCAUCUUAAAAUCAUUUAAGGAUAUUGAACAGAAAGCAGAAAAUCUUGUCCAGCAUCUUCAAUCAGCCUGUGCAAGCUCUCAUCAAUUUCAGCAGAUGUCUAAAGAUUUUCAGGCUUGGCUGGAUACAAAGAAAGAAGAGCAAAAGAAGUCUCACCCAGUAUCAGCCAGCCUGAAAGUCUUAGAAUCAUUAAUUAAAGAUCAGAAAGACUUUAGUACAACUUUAGCUGCCCAGUCUAAUAUUUAUGAAAAAACCAUUGCAGAAGGUGAAAAUUUGUUAUUGAAAACACAAGGGUCUGAGAAGGCAGCCUUACAGCUACAGCUUAACAUGAUUAAAAACAACUGGGAUGGAUUUAAUAAACAAGUGAAAGAAAGAGAAAACAAGUUAAUAGACGCAUUCAAAAAAGCCCUCAAGUACAAAGAACAGGUGGAGACUCUCAGGCCAUGGAUAGAUAAAUGUCAGAACAAGUUGGAGGAAGUUAAGUUUUGUUUGGAUCCUGCUGAAAUAGAAAAUUCCAUUUCCAAGUUGAAGUCACUGCAGAAGGAAAUGGACCAACACUUUGGUAUGGUAGAGCUGCUGAACAACACAGCCAACAGCCUGCUCAGUGUCUGUGAGGUAGACAGAGAGGUGGUUACAGAUGAGAAUAAAGCACUGAUCCAGAAGGUAAACACCAUCUCUGAACAACUUCAUAGUAAAAAAUUCUCUCUGGAGAACACAGCCCGGAAGUUUAAAGAAUUUGAAGAAGUUUCUAAAGAAGCCAACAGGCAGCUUCAGUGUGCAAAGGAACAGCUGGAUGUCCACGAGUCCCUGGGGCCCCAGGCUUACAGUAACAAAUGGCUGACCAUACUUCAGGCUCAGCAGAAAGCACUGCAGACCUUGAUGCACCAGGUAGAUUUGGCCAGAAGACUUGCUCAGGAUCUCGUGAUAGAAGCUGCAGACUCCAAGGGAACCUCUGACAUUUUGUUGCAAGCAGAAACCUUAGCUCAAGCACAUAGUACACUAAGUCAGCAGGUUGAUGAAAAAUGUUCAUUCUUAGAAACCAAGCUUCAGGGAAUUGGACAUUUCCAGAAUACCAUCCGAGAAAUGUUUUCUCAGUUUGCAGAGUUUGAUGAUGAAUUAGAUAGCAUGGCUCCAGUGGGGAGAGAUGUAGAAACACUGCACAUGCAAAAGGAGGCUAUAAAAACCUUUCUGAAGAAACUAGGCGCCCUUAUAGCAAGCAAUGAUAAUGCUAAUAAAACCUGCAAGAUGAUGCUGGCCACAGAGGAAGCCUCUCCUGAUCUCACUGGAAUCAAGAGGGACUUGGAGGCCUUGAGCAAACAGUGCAACAAGUUACUGGACCGAGCACAUGCUAGAGAAGAGCAGGUUGAAAUAAUGCUUGAGAGUCUUAAAGAAUUCUAUAGCAAAUUUGAAGAAUUUUCUACUCUACUCCAAAAGGCUGAAGAACAUGAAGAGUCACAAGAUCCUGUUGGGAUGGAGAUAGAGACUCUCAAUCAGCAGCUUGCUGUAUUUAAGGUUUUCCAGAAGGAAAAGAUUGAACCUUUGCAGGUUAAACAGCAAGAUGUAAACUGGUUGGGUCAAGGGCUUAUUCAGAGUGCUGCUAAAAACACCAGCACUCAGGGCUUGGAGCACGACCUGGAAGAUGUCAGUGCACGGUGGAAAACUCUCAACAAGAAGGUGGCUCAGCGCGCAGCCCAGCUGCAGGAGGCCUUGCUGCAUUGUGGGAGGUUCCAGGAUGCCUUGGAGUCCCUGCUCAGCUGGAUGGCAGACACUGAGGAGCUGGUGGCCAAUCAGAAGCCCCCAUCGGCUGAGUUCAAAGUGGUAAAGGCCCAGAUUCAAGAGCAAAAGCUUCUGCAAAGAUUGCUGGAUGACCGCAAAUCUACUGUGGAAGUAAUCAAACGAGAAGGAGAAAAAAUCGCUGCCAUGGCAGAACCUGCAGAUAAAGUGAAGAUCUUGGAGCAGCUGAGUCUCCUGGGAAGUAGAUGGGAGACACUGCUUAAUAAAGUUGAAGCUAGGAAUCGUCAGUUGGAAGGUAUCUUGGUUGUGGCACAGCAAUUUCAUGAAACCUUAGAACAACUGAAUGAGUGGCUCACCACCAUAGAAAAGCGACUGGCAAAUUCUGAUCCCAUAGGAACCCAGGCAUCUAAACUGGAGGAACAAAUUGCUCAGCACAAAGCCUUAGAAGACGACAUCAUCAAUCAUGGUAAACAUUUACACCAGGCUGUUAGCAUUGGCCAGUCCUUAAAGGUUUUGAGCUCCAGGGAGGAUAAAGAUAUGGUGCAGAAUAAAUUAAAUUGCUCUCAAGUGUGGUACAUUGAGAUUCAAGAGAAAAGCCUCAGCAGGUCUGAGCUCCUCCAGCAGGCCCUGUGCAAUACUAGGAUUUUUGGGGAAGAUGAAGUUGAGCUGAUGACCUGGCUGAACGAAGUGCAUGACAAACUGAGCAGGCUCUCAGUCCAGGAUCACAGCCCCAAGGGGCUCUGCAAGCAGCAAGCUGAACUGCGGAUUCUACAAGAGGACAUCCUUCUCAGGAAACAAAACGUAGAUCAGGCGAUACUCAAUGGCUUAGAACUUCUUAAACACACCACAGGUGAUGAAGUUUUAAUAAUUCAAGAUAAAUUGGAAGCCAUCAAAGCAAGGCACAAAGAUGUUCUCAAACUGAGCACUGAUGUCGCCGUGACUCUGGAACAGGCACUUGAGCUCUCCAAAAGGCUGUACUCCAUACAAGAGCAGCUGUGUAACUGGCUGGACAAGGUGGAGGCGGAGUUACUCUCCUACGAGACUCAGGCUCUAAAGGGAGAAGCUGCAAGCCAAGCACACAGGAGACAAAAAGAGCUGAAACAGGAAUUGAAGAACAACAAAGCCUUACUGGAUUCCCUUAACGAAGUGAGCAGCUCUUUGCAGGAGUUGGUACCGUGGAGGGCCAGAGAAGGCCUGGGAAAGAUGGUGGCCGAGAACAACGAGCGCUACCGUCUAGUGAGCAACACCAUCGCUCAGAGGGUGGAGGAGAUGGAUGCCGCUGUUCUGCGAUCUCAGCAGUUUCACCAAGCUGCUGAUGCCGAGUUAUCGUGGAUUACUGAAACAGAAAAGAAAUUGUUGUCUCUGGGUGACAUCAGGCUUGAGCAAGACCAGACCUCUGCUCAGCUACAGGUUCAAAAGACAUUCACCAUGGAGAUUUUGAGACACAAGGAUAUGAUUGAUGAGCUAGUUAAAUCUGAGGAUAAAAUCAUGGCCAUAUCCAGUGAAGAGGAAAAGCAAUCCGUGAAGAACAAACUGGACAAGGUGUUGAAAAACUAUGAUACCAUCUGCCAGAUAAACUCAGAGAGGUAUCUGCAGCUGGAGCGGGCACAGUCACUCAUUAGCCAGUUCUGGGAGACGUAUGAAGAGCUCUGGCCAUGGCUGAUAGAAACACAGAGAAUCAUCUUGCAGCUGCCCACUCCAGCCCUUGAGUAUGAAACUUUGAGACAGCAGCAGGAAGAACAUCGGCAACUGCGAGAGUUGAUUGCUGAACACAAGCCACACAUAGAUAAGAUGAACAAGACUGGGCCACAGUUACUGGAACUGAGCCCAGGGGAAGGCUUUUCUAUUCAAGAGAAGUAUGUGGCAGCAGACACCCUUUAUAGUCAAAUUAAGGAAGACGUCAAAAAGCGCGCUGUAGCUCUGGAUGAAGCCAUGUCUCAGUCAACUCAGUUCCACAACAAGAUUGACCAGAUCCGUGAGAGUCUGGAGCGCAUUGUGGAACGUCUGAGACAACCACCAUCCAUAUCUGCAGAGGUUGAGAAGAUCAAGGAGCAGAUCAGUGAAAAUAAGAAUGUGUCAGUCGACAUGGAAAAGCUACAACCAUUGUAUGAAACGCUUAAGCUGAGGGGAGAGGAAAUGAUUGCUAGAUCUGGGGGUACUGAUAAAGACAUAUCUGCCAAAGCUGUUCGUGAUAAGCUUGACCAAAUGGUUUUCAUUUGGGAGAACAUACACACACUGGUGGAAGAAAGAGAAGCCAAACUACUGGAUGUAAUGGAACUAGCAGAAAAGUUCUGGUGUGACCAUAUGGCUCUGGUGGUUACCACAAAAGAUACUCAGGAUCUCAUUCAGGACCUGGAAGAGCCUGGAAUUGAUCCCUCAGUAGUAAAGCAGCAGCAAGAAGCAGCAGAGGCCAUAAAGGAGGAAAUAGAUGGGCUGCAAGAAGAGCUGGAUGCAGUCAUCAACCUGGGUUCGGAGCUCAUUGCUGCUUGUGGGGAGCCGGAUAAACCCAUUGUCAAGAAAAGCAUAGAUGAGUUAAAUUCAGCCUGGGAUUCUCUAAACAAAGCUUGGAAAGAUCGGAUUGACCAGCUGGAGGAGGCCAUGCAGACUGCCGUUCAGUACCAGGAUGGGUUGCAGGCAGUAUUUGACUGGGUGGAUAUUGCAGAUGGUAAAUUAGCUUCAAUGUCUCCAAUCGGAACAGAUCUUGAAACUGUCAAGCAGCAGAUUGAAGAGCUAAAGCAAUUUAAGUCAGAGGCUUAUCAACAACAGAUAGAAAUGGAAAGACUGAACCAUCAAGCAGAGCUUUUGCUGAAGAAAGUAACAGAGGAGAGCGACAAACACACUGUUCAAGACCCGUUAGUGGAACUGAAGCUGAUAUGGGAUAGCCUGGACGAGAGAAUUGUCACCCGCCAGCACAAGCUGGAGGGCGCACUGCUGGCCCUGGGUCAGUUCCAGCAUGCCCUAGACGAGCUCCUGACCUGGCUGACACACACCGAGGGCUUGCUCAGUGAACAGAAGCCUGUUGGCGGUGACCCGAAAGCCAUUGAAAUUGAACUCGCCAAACAUCAUGUGCUCCAAAAUGAUGUGCUGGCCCAUCAGUCCACAGUGGAAGCUGUUAAUAAAGCAGGAAAUGAUCUUGUUGAAUCGAGUGCAGGGGAAGAAGCAAGCAACCUUCAGCAUAAGCUAGAGGUUUUAAAUCAACGCUGGCAAAAUGUCUUGGAAAAAACAGAACAAAGGAAGCAGCAGCUGGAUGGUGCCUUGCGCCAGGCCAAAGGCUUCCAUGGCGAGAUUGAGGACCUCCAGCAGUGGCUGACCGACACAGAGCGACACCUGUUGGCAUCUAAGCCUCUGGGAGGUCUUCCAGAAACAGCCAAGGAGCAGCUGAAUGCCCACAUGGAAAUCUGUGCUGUGUUUGAUGUUAAAGAAGAAACAUAUAGGAGCCUGAUGCAGAAAGGCCAGCAGAUGCUUGCAAGAUGCCCCAAAUCUGCAGAGACAAAUGUUGAUCAAGACAUAAAUAACUUAAAAGAAAAAUGGGAAUCAGUGGAAACGAAACUCACCGAAAGGAAAACUAAACUGGAAGAGGCCCUCAGCUUGGCAGUGCAGUUCCACGACUCCCUGCAGGACUUUAUCAGCUGGCUCACCCAGGCUGAGCAGACCCUGAAUGUGGCUUCCUGGCCAAGUCUUAUCUUGGACACAGUCUUGUUUCAAAUUGAUGAGCACAGGGUCUUUGCCAAUGAAGUGAAUUCUCACCGUGAGCAGAUCAUAGAGCUGGACAAAACCGGAACCCACCUGAAGUAUUUCAGUCAGAAACAAGAUGUUGUCCUAAUUAAGAAUCUACUUAUUAGUGUGCAAAGUCGGUGGGAAAAAGUAGUUCAACGGUUAGUGGAGAGAGGAAGAUCAUUGGAUGAUGCCAGGAAGAGAGCCAAGCAGUUCCAUGAAGCCUGGAGUAAACUUAUGGAGUGGCUGGAAGAGUCAGAAAAGUCCCUGGAUUCUGACAUGGAAAUCGCCAAUGAUCCAGACAGAAUAAAAACACAGCUUGCACAGCACAAGGAGUUUCAGAAAUCACUAGGAGCCAAGCAUUCUGUCUAUGAUACCACCAACCGAACUGGACGUUCACUGAAGGAGAAAACCUGUCUGGCUGAUGACAACCUGAAGCUGGAUGACAUGCUGAGUGAACUCAGAGACAAGUGGGACACCAUCUGUGGAAAGUCUGUGGAGAGACAAAACAAACUUGAGGAAGCACUGUUAUUUUCUGGACAAUUCACAGAUGCCCUACAGGCCCUUAUUGAUUGGUUGUAUAGAGUUGAACCUCAGCUGGCAGAAGAUCAGCCUGUCCAUGGGGACAUUGAUUUGGUGAUGAAUCUCAUUGAUAAUCACAAGGUCUUCCAAAAAGAGCUGGGGAAGAGAACCAGCAGUGUGCAGGCCUUGAAGCGCUCUGCCCGGGAGCUUAUAGAAGGCAGCAGUGAUGAUUCCUCUUGGGUCAAAGUCCAGAUGCAGGAGCUGAGCACACGCUGGGAGACCAUUUGUGCACUUUCUAUCUCAAAGCAGACGCGGCUAGAAGCAGCCUUGCAUCAGGCAGAAGAGUUCCACUCGGUGGUACAUGCCCUCUUGGAGUGGCUGGCUGAGGCAGAGCAAACCCUGCGUUUCCACGGAGUUCUCCCAGAUGAUGAGGAUGUUCUCCGAACUCUCAUUGACCAGCAUAAAGAAUUCAUGAAGAAACUGGAGGAGAAAAGAGCUGAUCUCAAUAAAGCCACCAGUAUGGGUGAUGCUGUCUUGGCCAUGUGCCACCCUGACUCCAUCACCACCAUUAAGCACUGGAUAACAAUCAUCCGGGCCAGGUUUGAGGAGGUACUGGCCUGGGCAAAGCAGCAUCAGCAAAGAUUAGCGAGUGCUCUGGCUGGGCUCAUUGCUAAAAAGGAGUUGUUGGAAGCUUUACUGGCUUGGUUGCAGUGGGCUGAAACUACACUCAAUGAGAAGGACAAAGAAGACAUCCCCCAAGAGAUUGAGGAGGUGAAGGCCCUCAUCGCAGAGCACCAGUCUUUCAUGGAGGAAAUGACCAGGAAACAGCCUGAUGUGGAUAAAGUCACCAAAACCUAUAAAAGGAGAGUUGCCGACCCUCCCUCGCUGCAGUCCCACAUUCCCGUCCUGGAUAAGGGGCGAGCAGGAAGAAAACGCUUCCCAGCAUCCGGUCUAUAUCCCUCUGGAUCUCAAGCACAAAUCGAAACCAAGAAUCCCAGGGUGAACCUGCUGGUGAGCAAGUGGCAGCAAGUCUGGCUCCUCGCAUUGGAAAGGAGGAGGAAGCUCAAUGAUGCCUUGGACAGGCUGGAAGAGCUGAGGGAAUUUGCUAACUUUGAUUUUGAUAUUUGGCGCAAAAAAUACAUGCGGUGGAUGAAUCACAAGAAAUCUCGAGUGAUGGACUUCUUCCGGAGAAUUGAUAAAGAUCAGGAUGGGAAGAUCACCCGGCAAGAGUUUAUCGAUGGAAUUCUUUCUUCAAGUAAGCAAGCCUCAAAGGAGAUCACUGUAACUGACACAGCGUUUAAAGGCAAAUUCCCCACCAGUCGCCUGGAGAUGAGCGCAGUUGCAGAUAUCUUUGACAGAGAUGGUGAUGGGUACAUUGACUACUAUGAAUUUGUGGCAGCUCUUCACCCCAAUAAAGAUGCAUAUAAACCCAUCACAGACGCUGACAAAAUUGAAGAUGAGGUCACAAGGCAGGUAGCUAAGUGUAAAUGUGCAAAACGAUUUCAAGUUGAACAGAUUGGUGAUAACAAAUACAGGUUCUUCCUGGGAAAUCAGUUUGGAGACUCACAGCAACUGCGGCUGGUUCGGAUCCUGCGAAGUACUGUGAUGGUUCGUGUUGGAGGUGGAUGGAUGGCACUUGAUGAGUUCUUGGUGAAAAACGAUCCUUGUAGGGUUCAUCAUCAUGGGAGUAAAAUGUUACGUUCGGAAUCAAACUCUUCAAUUACUACUACUCAGCCUACUAUAGCCAAAGGAAGAACCAACAUGGAACUGCGUGAGAAGUUCAUCCUAGCAGACGGCGCCAGUCAAGGCAUGACUCCUUUCCGACCCCGGGGUCGCAGAUCCCGGCCGUCCUCUCGGGGAGCAUCACCUAACAGAUCGAUUUCUGUGUCCAGCCAGGCUGCUCAGGGGGCUUCCCCACAGGUCCCUGCCACCGGAACACCCAAGAUUCUCCAUCCUUUAACACGCAAUUAUGGUAAACCAUGGUUGACAAACAGCAAAAUGUCAACUCCUUGUAAGCCAGCAGAGUGCCCAGACUUUGCCGUGUCAUCCACAGAGGGAACUCCGAUCCAAGGCAGCAAGCUGCGACUUCCAGGGUACUUAUCAGGGAAAGGCUUCCACUCCGGGGAGGACAGUGGCUUGAUCACAACGGCAGCCAGCAGAGUGAGAACACAGUUCGCUGAUGCCAGGAGGACUCCCAGCCGACCCGGAAGCCGCGCGGGGAGCAAAGCUGGCAGCAGGGCCAGCAGCCGCAGAGGCAGUGAUGCAUCUGACUUCGACAUCUCAGAAAUCCAGUCUGUGUGUUCAGAUGUGGAGCCCGUCCCCCAGACACACAGACCUGCGCCCCGAGCGAGUCCUCGGCCUGCUCGGGGCACAGGCAAGCCUUCCAAAAUUCCCAUGCCGCAGAGGAGGUUGCCUGCCAGCCGACUGGAUAAGUCCUCCAAGAGAUAGUGCUGUCUGCUCCUCUGACCUUCCUCGAACAUUUGUUAUUUAAGUUUGAACAGUGUAAAGUAUGAUGUAGAAAUUAUUGUGAAAUAUCUCAAGCGAUGAUUCUGCAGAUGGCCUUAUCUGUGAAUAUGCCUUUUUAUUUGAUCUGUAUCAUUUUUUGGUCAGAUAUUAUGGGACUAAAGUCACAUCAUAUGUGACAAGGAAGAAAGAGUCCAAUGUGAGCUAACAUUUCUACACCUAAUGUGUACACUAAAAUCAGUUACCCUUCAACAAGUAAGUCUCCGUUCUCUCCGACAACCACAGCACUACACUGAUAGCUGACACUGAAGACACCUCAUGAUGUGUUUCCUUGUUUUCUGUGGAAAUUCCAAACAGCCGAAGAACUCAGACCGAGGAUGUAUUUUAGGAUGAUUUAAAUGUAAAAUGAAAGUUGGAUGGCAGCAAGACAGACACAUCCACACACAGUUCUCCAAGCAGUUCUCCAACCUGACAGAGAACUCACAGGCGUUUACUUCAAGCACUCGCCAGUGCCACGCGCCGCUAGUGCAGGGCAGCAUUCCUGUGCCAUGGCAUUAACGGCAGCCAGCCAAAAGCAUCCCGGAUACUAGGCCUACUACACUGUAAGAAUAUAACCCUAAAAUGCAGUCGUAUAAAUGUGAGAUUUUCUUUUGCUUGAGUGGAAAGUAGCACCUGUAUCAUUGAACUCAUUUUGUAUCAAGGCAAUUUUUGCUUGCAAAAAGCUAUGUAUGAAAUAAAAACGUCCCUUAAUUACAUUGCUAUGGAAUUAAUUUUUUUCCCUAGGGAAAAUUGGUGUAUUUUUUUAUAAGCAGUAUCAAUUUGGAGUGACCAAAAGAUACGUUAAAAUAGGUUUAUUUUGAUUUCUCAUCUGAAAUAACCAUGUUCUGGUAUUAUAUCUACCUAUAUUUAAUAAAUAUAUGCACUUUAAUUUAUUAUGUAUACUCACAUACUAUAGAAAAAUACUAGUGUGCAUUUAAUAAAGCAUAUUCACUUGAA